Molecule: messenger RNA, 231 nt
Organism: Talaromyces amestolkiae
Lineage: Eukaryota; Fungi; Ascomycota; Eurotiomycetes; Eurotiales; Trichocomaceae
Exons: 4
Coding region: 1-231 (76 amino acids)
Biological process (GO): protein N-linked glycosylation
Source: RefSeq, a predicted model, not a curated record
AUGUCUCUCAAUACUCUCUGGGAGACGUCCAAAGCUCCGUACUAUCCCAUUGUCGCAAAGGAGGGCCAGUUUACUGUUGGCUUUGCUUUGCUAUUCAUUGCUCUUUUACUCACUGGACUUUUCGGAUUGAAUCGAUCAUUCCUGAACAUACCUCUCCUCGGCCUCCCAGCGUCGCUUGCAUUCGGCUUCGGAGCCGUAUUCAUGAUCUGUGCUGUUGGUGUCUACGUUUAA